This is a messenger RNA of Acaulospora colombiana, 732 nucleotides long. The record is from the annotation of a GenBank genome assembly. NCBI's taxonomy places the organism in Eukaryota, Fungi, Glomeromycota, Glomeromycetes, Diversisporales, Acaulosporaceae.
AUGCCUCGAUCCCCAAGCGACUAUGUGUUCUUCUGGAAGAUCGAUCAAGAACACGGCUGGGCUUCUCAAUGGUACAGGAGCAAAUUCAAAGGUCCCUCUACAUUCGAAGGCCUCCAAACAUUCGUCGCAACCGAAAAGCAAAAGCUAACUGGUAGCACAACCGUUCCAUCCGAACCAUCCACAUCAAUCACAUCCGAACCUCAAACUGAACAAGAAGAUUGGAUCCCAUUUAUGACCGCAGAACAUUUCAUGAUGUUCCAUAAAGCAAUGCUCUUUGCACACACCCACUCUACCGACCACAAGAUAAAAUCGACCAACGAAGCCGUCGCUCACCGUCUCCUCACCACCACCAACCCAAAAAUAGUUAAAGAUAUGGGUAGACAAGUCAAGGGGUUCUCGGAUGGUGUGUGGCAUAGACACCGUGAUGAUAUCGUGCUCGCGGGUAAUAUCCUCAAGUUUCGACAAAACCCUGGUUUGGGAACCAAGCUGUUGGAGACCGGGCAGAAAAAGAUUGUAGAGGCGAGUCCGAUGGACAAGAUUUGGGGGAUUGGGUUGGAUGCGAAACGCGCUUCCGAGAGUCUAAAGUCGGAUGGAGAGAAACGGUGGGGCUUGAAUUUGCUCGGGUUGGCUUUGGAGCAGACCAGGUCGAUUCUCGUUAUGGAGACGCAAAAAGUCGUUCAAGAGAGCGAGCAAUCCGAGCCUGGUCCGUCUACAGUGCCUCAGGCAGACUAG